AUGUUUCCAUUAUCGCAAAAAAGAAGAGCUGAGGAGGUGUGCUAUGAAGCAUUGAAGAUUAUUGCAUCUAGUAACGGAGAACAAGCAGAGAAAGCUCGCACCUUUCUUGAAACUUUUAACGAACAGAUUGACUCUCGAGCUGUUCAGGGAUUUUGGGAGAAUGUUCACUUGCGAAACGAGAAAUCUAAAACUCGAGAUGCACAACUUCUCUUGAACGAAAAAAAAAAACAACUUUCUAUUCAGAUCAAAUUGAAUGUUAUAGAAGAGUUCCGUGUUAUGAGUGAUCUAUGUUUAUCAAAAUUUAAGAAAAUGUUGGAUGUGAUGAAUACUUCAGAUGGCUCCAGAAGUAAAGAAAAACGGGCACUGGAUAGUGAUGAACGCUCGAAUAAUAAUAAAAAGAUUAAAAUCACUAAUACAGAUGAGAUUGAUUCGGAAUCAAAUGACCCAAAAGAGAGAGACAAGAAAUCAACUGAUACAAAGGAUAAGAUACAAUCUAACUAUGAGGAUAAAGAUGAAGAAUGUUCUUUAGAUGACGGUUCUAAUGAAGAAGAUAAAGUCGAACUUGCAGACAUAUCAUUUAAUUCUUUUAAAUUAAAAAAUAAUGAAGGUGUAAGAGGUCGGCUUAUAAAUAUGACAAAAAGAGCAAUUAAAGAAAUGAAACAAUACAAAAAAGUAGAUUCAAAAAUAAUGAGUAUUAUAGGGUUGGGGCUGUCGUCUAUCAUAGAUCUUUCAUCAGAGUUUAAACAGGGUAUGCGCUCUUGGUUUAAAGACGAUUGGAUCCCAUUAAAGAACAAAGCGCUAUCGAAAAUUAACUUAACAGUUGAAGAGUUUUCUGGUGAAAUAUUGGAGUUUAUCACAAAAGUUGAAAAUCUUAGUACUUUGCAUGAUUUUUUGGGAGCAAGACUAUUAUUAGAAAAAGUGACUGAACGACCCACCAAUAUUAAAUUUAGACAAAUUUUAAAAGUAUAUUUCUACGUCUUGGAUUUGCUCUUAGAAAAUCCAUAUUUAUUUGUAAGGAAAAAUGGCCAACCGCAAAAACACACAGAAAUACAACAUGUGAUAAAAAUGGUGGAUCCUAUAUUGGAAAUAAUAUUUUCUGAUUGUCAAAAUCUUGUGAGGCUAACGUGGGGUGAAUCCAUUUUACAAGUCACAAAUAGUUCAAAAAGAAAACCAAACCUCUGUGUAAGAACUGAGGAUGGCACAAAAGAGUUGAGCCAUUCGGAAUGUGCCUCAAAAGCUACAAUGUUAGAAAUUCUAAAUGAUCGAAGUAAAGCUCUUAGAACAAACAAGUGCAUACUUGACAAAUAUCUUAAGAACGAUCUUCCAGGUGAAGCUUUAGAAAAUACAACAAUUUUUGGAUUCCAGCUGGCAGGACUUUAUUUUGGAUUUGAUGGACCAGUAUUUGAGUUUCCUGCUCAAAUUUGUAGUAUUGAUGUCUUAAGACGGACACUAGAAGUUUUGUAUUAUUUCAAGGAACAAGUCAUCAGAAAAGCAAAAUAUUUGUCUCAGAAUUCAAGAAGAAAUGCGUUUUUUCAAACUUCUAAAUUCCGAAGAUAUGAAAACGAAUCACUGCAAAGUUAG
Molecule: messenger RNA, 1581 nt
Organism: Acaulospora morrowiae
Lineage: Eukaryota; Fungi; Glomeromycota; Glomeromycetes; Diversisporales; Acaulosporaceae
Source: the annotation of a GenBank genome assembly